Messenger RNA from Perkinsus marinus ATCC 50983, 1349 nucleotides. RefSeq lists its product as hypothetical. Bases 1 to 1335 code for a protein of 444 amino acids. The transcript has 3 exons. The record is from RefSeq and is a predicted model, not a curated record. NCBI's taxonomy places the organism in Eukaryota, Perkinsozoa, Perkinsida, Perkinsidae. Gene Ontology annotation, cellular component: Ric1-Rgp1 guanyl-nucleotide exchange factor complex; Golgi membrane. Gene Ontology annotation, biological process: retrograde transport, endosome to Golgi.
AUGAAGAAGGCCUCUAAUGCGGACUUCCAAGGAGGUCCGCUGAAGUCCCGACUUAUCGAAGUGGCCCUUUCCGAAGGGAGGUAUCAACCUGGUGAUGAGGUAGAGGUUGUUGUAGGGCUUGGCCCAGGCUUCGAGAGCACCCGAGUGGACUGGCUCUUGGCACAAGCCUGUGGGGAGGUCCUUGGUCUACAUGGGGCUCGACUCGAUCGAGACAAGCUCAGUUUCCGUUCUCCAGAAGAAGCCUCUCGACCCUCGAUCGCCUCCACCCACGGUUACGUCCCUGCCGAGCAGCGUCUUUCGAGCUCAUCAGCGUUGCUGUUUUCGACCUCGCCCGAGAUCUUGGCUGUCCAGAUUGACCCAAAGGAGUCUCGUCAAGCCGUCUUCCACUUCACGCUGCCUCAUCUACUGCCACCCUCCUUCACUGGCAAGUACACUAUCGUUCGCUACUACAUCAUAGUCGCUGCUAGCGCCAAUUCUACGGUUUUUGAAUCAAAAACGCCCCUGAGGGUCACGUGCGAGCGAGGCGGCCUGAAGUGCGUGGGAAGGGCCGUUCGAUGCAUCCCUCGGCGCGACUCCAUCUUUGGCAGCUACGAUCUGGUCGAAGAUCGGCUGCUCACUUGGGCGGCUCGAAAGGAGGCGGCAGCUGAGCUUGAAAGCAGUACGGCCACUUUUGGGAAGAAGCAUUUCUCCAUCAGUUUCAACAAAGCGCCGGUCGGGGAGAUCUCAGUGAGUGGCCGUUGGAAUCUUUCCGAGAGGCUCCUCUACGUCGACCUAGAUUCGCCCAUGACCAUCAGCGUGAGGUUCUCUACCACUAAGGGCAGCAUCCCCACGGAACACCUCAGAGUACGCCUUGUCCGCACUGAGCGGUCUGGAGAUGAGCUCGUGGGAGUUCACCGAAUUGCGGUAUCGGAAUGCGUCCUACCGUCAGUCCAUGAAUGUGGUUUGACGAGCUCGACAGUUCCUCUGUACAUUCCAGUAGAGGAGUCGCCUUCCUUCACUCUGCCAGGGGCGGUGAAAGUCUCUCAUCAAAUCGUCUUUGACUUCUUCGUCCUCGACGGUGACGACCUCACACGAGUCACUUGGACGCUCAACUGCCGUAUUGUGGAUGAGCCCACGAGGGAGGACCAUUCGGCAGAGACGCCCAUCACUACUCCUUUACCCUUCCAACCGUCCGAAGGCGGCGAUGAGAGGCCUGGGAGUCUGCUCAUGAAGGAAGCUAGAGUCGUCAGGAAAGGGCGCAAGGACGCGCAAGCGACUAUUGAUUGCAUCUUGAGUACCGCUGAAGACUCCGUUCUGGAGGGCGACCAAAUUCUUCAUCGAACGAUGAGAGUGUAGCUAACGCAGCAGCA